Molecule: messenger RNA, 2159 nt
Organism: Sycon ciliatum
Lineage: Eukaryota; Metazoa; Porifera; Calcarea; Leucosolenida; Sycettidae
Exons: 13
Coding region: 420-2159 (579 amino acids)
Biological process (GO): regulation of transcription by RNA polymerase II
Molecular function (GO): RNA polymerase II cis-regulatory region sequence-specific DNA binding
Source: RefSeq, a predicted model, not a curated record
UUAACCGGUUAACCCGCACUCUGCCGUUCCUUCAUCUUUCCGCUGUUUCUCCUCGCGGGGCACGAUUCUUGUCGAGGAGAUACACGUACAUGUACAUGUAUAUGGGUCACCGAGAGUUGAGAGCUAGCACCAGUUGUUACAUCUGUGUGCUGCUGCUGCUGCGUGGAUUGGGCUUCUUGUCUUCAGCUCCUUCUUCAUAGUGGGUUGGGUGAGAACCAUACCUAGACGAUCCUACCAUUGUAUGUUCUAGACAACGUACGCCUUUCCGGACCUUCACUCUGGUUUCAGGCAAUUCUAAAGUUUACUUGCACGAAUCCUUCCUCACCACGUCUGUUGUUCUCUUCUUCUGAUAAGUGAUAACACUGCUCUUGCCGGGUAGUGCUAGUCUCGUGAAAGUUACUGAUUGCCACCACGCCAGGAUGACAUCGGAAAAAUACAGAGACUGCAAGGCAUUCCAAAGCCACGAGCUGUUCCCGCUAUUGAAACUGUUAGCCGACAGUCACGAUCGCAUUCCCGGACAGGAUCACCCUGAAGUCAUGCACAAUGAAAUGGAAAGCCUCCUUCGUCUCGAGCUGGGCAAGUACGAUGUUCCCCGUACCGUCAUUAUGUCUCAACAAAAGAAUCAAAGCAAUCGCAAAAAGAGUAGUUGCGAUGAAGAUCACCAACCAAAAAUGAUGGUGAGCUUUCCCGUGAACGUUGCCGGAUCGAGAUUCGACACGGAUACGCACAGCAGAACUCGCUGGGUGAUCAUCACAACGACGACGAAAGCCCACGGACAGUGCCAGAUCUUAUCGGCAAUUGCCUGCAUUCUGGACGCAACAGCUGAGCCCCCACUAUUACAUGAUAGGACUGGCAUGCAUGCUCCGCAGGUCGUGGAAGAAAUGGACCACAUAACCCAAGCUAUAUUGGAUGAGAUGUCAAAAUUACUGGACAACUGCACAACAUUGCUCAAUCUUCACAAGCAAUGUCACAGACGCAAGCAACAGGAGAUCUGUCGCAUCCAGAAAGACUUCCUGGAGCAGUCCAGUGCUAUCAUCAAUAGUGUGAAGCCGUUGCAGCAGGCACCGGUGUACCAGGCCUGGGGAGACGGUGCUACGCCAGGAACAGUGGAGCCUCGGGGAGACGGUGCUACGCCAGGAACGGUGGAGCCUCGGGGAGACGGUGCUACACCAGGAACAGUGGAGACCGGAGGAUCAGUACUGGUCGGGAAGAGAUCAGCUGAUUCAUUGGAGAACCGGCCCAGUCAAUUCCAGCUCCAUCCUAGAGCUGAUAACGCGAGCAGUACUAAUUUUCCGCCCGCUAAGAGAAGGAUCUGUGCAAGCCAUAUUCUGGAUGGCAGGCAACGGGCUGAAGUUACCAAUGAUGAAAGUGCUGAUGACAUCAGUGUAUCCAGAUAUGAAGAGAGAAGUCCCCCAGAUGGAGAGCAGGAACUUAUCUCCCCCGGUCUCGACAAUGAGCAGGGUCGCAUGAAAUCGACGUUUCGACAUCCACCAACAGUCACCGGCUACUUGAAGGAGUGGUAUAGCAAACACGAAGAGAACCCAUACCCUACUGCUCAGGAAAAGGAGAUGCUUAUUGCCAAAUCGGAGAAGACGUUUGGCUUUACAAUGACCAAACAGCAGCUUGAUAACUGGUUCAUUAAUCAGCGUCGGCGAGUUUCGGACGGUCUCAAUCGCUCAAGGCUAGGAUCAGUUGGCCAGUCAGCGGCUGAAUCCGGCACAGCGUGCACAGCAGUAUCAUCAACCUCAACCAUGCAGAUCGGCAAUCCACAGAGCCAGCUGAGCAGCCACACACCAACUCCCAUCCGAUCGCCGACUAUGUCCAGCAACACUGCACUAAGUCCUGUUCAGCUGCAGAUGGUGAUGUCACAGCAGCACUGGGAUAGUGGGCACGGAACAAGCACACUUGGACCAGCAUCCAUCUUGAAGUCACCAACAACCCUCACUGGUGCUCCCAUUAUCUUCACCACCACGAAACCUGGGGUUGCAAAGAGUAGCAUAGCCAUUGCUGGUCCACAGCAAGUCCUACUAUUGACCCCUGCUCCUCAACCUGCUAGCACACAGCCCGCAGUCCUAUCAGCACUGUCACCACCGUCCGUUCUUCCACCAGUGUCAGGUAUCACGGUGCUAUUCUGCAUCUGGGUGCGAUUCUGCAUCUAG